AGGAAAUUCAUUUGUGUACAGAGCUUGGUUAUUUAUUGGUAGAAAACCUAAAACCCAAAUGUAGCGGAGAAAAACCUAAAGGAGAAAGGUUAAAGCCACCAUUAGCGUUGCAUAACCAAGCUCUGUUCAGCCACUGCUAUUCACUACUCGGCAUUCCGACUGAAAUCACCGGCGAUGCCGCGAACAACAACGAUUGAGUGCCCAGGCUGCCCACCUCUAAGAGCCAUCACCUUUGACGCACUUGGCCUUAUUAAAGUUAUUGAAGCUAGGGCUAAGCAAGAUGGCCUCCCUAAGGUUGUGGACAGAUGGGGUCUACCCGAUUCUUCUAAAGCUGUUCUUGCCUCUUCUAUGGAUGACUCCAAUUCUAACCCACUGCUAGCUGUAGCCAGAAAAAAUGGUGAUAUUGAAGUUUUGAGUCCUAUUACCGGAGAAGAUUGCUUUUCGAUUCCUGAUGACGGUUGUGGCGCAUCUCCUGUAGAUGACCCAAUUGUAGGAUUGCAUUUGUUUAAGAAAAACCGGGUGGAAUCUCCUUCGAGGUCCUGCACGUUGCUUACCUGUACAACUAAAGGGAAAGCAAGUAUGAGGAGAGUUGAAAAUUUUGGUACACAUGAAGGUCCCAUUUUUUUUGCUGCUCCAGAAACAUGGAAUGUGUGUGGUUCCGGGGAGAUUUGCUGUUCUAAAGUAAAUUUUGAUGAAGGCUAUUCUGUAUUUGGAGGGAAAGGUGUUGAAGUUAGUAUGUGGGAUCUGGAGAAGACUUGCAAGAUUUGGAGCGCAAAAUCUCCCCCAAAGAAUAGCCUUGGAAUCUUUACACCGACAUGGUUUACAUCGCUGACCUUCCUAAGCAAGGAUGAUCAUCGUAAAGUUGUGGCUGGUACUAAUAACCAUCAGGUUCGGCUCUAUGAUCUAUCAGCUCAGAGAAGGCCUGUAUUAUCUGUUGACUUCAGAGAGUCAUGUAUCAAAGCUGUUGCUGAAGAUAUUGAUGGACAUACAAUAUAUUUAGGCAAUGGUUCUGGUGAUCUGGCUUCUUUAGACAUUCGUACAGGGAAGUUAUUGGGAUGCUUUUUGGGAAAGUGUUCUGGUAGUAUUAGAUCCAUAGUCCGGCAUCCAGAGCAUUCUGUGAUAGCAUCAUGUGGAUUGGACAGUUACUUGCGGUUUUGGGAUACAAAUUCUAGACAGCUGCUUUCUGCGGUGUUUCUAAAGCAACAUUUGACAAAUGUGCUAUUUGAUUCAAAAUUUUCUGAUGAAGAACCAGUAAUAAACACGCGAGAAUCACAUGAAGAUGAUAUCCUAGUUAGUCAUGAGGAACCACAUGAAAACAAGGAUGAUGCCCCAGUUAGGAGGAAAAAGGGUUCUAAACGAAGAAGUAAGACGAUUGAAAAUGACCAUGAGGCGCAGCUUGAAAAUGAUGACGAUAUAACACCAGUUAAGAGGAAAAAGGCGUCUAAAGGAAAAAGUGAAGUAAAGAAACAUAAAUCUAAGAAAUCGAAGAAGGUAAAGGGCGAGGUUGAUAUCGAUGAAUGAUGAAUGAACCGUGGAAAGGUAUACAUAUCCAAAACGAGGUCUGGUCCCAUAUUUCUCUUCUGCUCUCUAGUCUCAACUCCAGUGUGCGGACAACAGAGUAUGCAGUAAUUCAUUCUGAAUGGGCAAGCCCUAUUUUCUUGAACAAUGAAAGGAGAUGCAGGGAACUUUUUAACUAGGAUACUUUUUGAAUAUUGCUGAUUAAUUAGCAGUAUUUGUAUUUUUUUUCUUUUUCUUAUUUAAAUGUACCAAUGUAACAUUUGAGAAUGAAUAUUUUAGAAAAUCCGAUCAAGUUUGAUUUGACAUGUCAAACAAUAAGUAUUUUAUCAGGUGGUCUCUUGAGAGACCGUCUCUUUGAGAGACAUUUCAAGUCCAGUCUAUUAAAGAUUAAUGCAUAUUUAUUGUAUUUUUAAUGUCUAUUUAUAUUAUUUUUAAUGCUUACUUAUUGUAUUUUUAAUGUAUACAUUUAAUAUUUUAAAUGUCUAUUUACAUUAUUUUUAA
Molecule: messenger RNA, 2019 nt
Organism: Amaranthus tricolor (Joseph's coat)
Lineage: Eukaryota; Viridiplantae; Streptophyta; Magnoliopsida; Caryophyllales; Amaranthaceae
Exons: 12
Coding region: 175-1521 (448 amino acids)
Biological process (GO): ribosomal large subunit biogenesis
Cellular component (GO): nucleolus; preribosome, large subunit precursor
Molecular function (GO): protein binding
Source: RefSeq, a predicted model, not a curated record